This is a messenger RNA of Daktulosphaira vitifoliae (grape phylloxera), 2029 nucleotides long. RefSeq lists its product as uncharacterized. The record is from RefSeq and is a predicted model, not a curated record. Gene Ontology annotation, cellular component: transcription elongation factor complex. Lineage: Eukaryota; Metazoa; Arthropoda; Insecta; Hemiptera; Phylloxeridae. Gene Ontology annotation, biological process: snRNA transcription by RNA polymerase III; positive regulation of transcription by RNA polymerase III; snRNA transcription by RNA polymerase II. The coding region runs from base 342 to 1961 and encodes 539 amino acids. The transcript is spliced from 14 exons.
UUUUCUAUUUAUCUGCAUGUAAAUGAUUUUAAAUUACUUUAAUAAAUAAUUUACUGUAAAAUUUCAUUUUGUUAAAUAAUUUCUAUAAAUAAUAAUAUCCACAGUCAAUUAAAGCCACUUGAUGAUCCAAAAUAUUUGAUAGAAAAUGCUUACUGUUUCCAGUAUAUACGAGAUAAUAACACAGCAAAGGAAUGUAAACCACAAUUGGGAGAGGAAUUAAAAAACAAAAUAAUCAGCCCAACAUAAGCGACAAGUUUAUUCCUGGAUGGAGGUUUUAUUUCCAUUAACCAAAUGUGUUACAGUUGUAAACAAGUACCAUUAGUUAUGAACUAUUAGCUUUUAUGACUGGGAAUGAUACUUUUCAAUUGACAAAUCAAUUUUUAUUUGGUUUACAUAUGCCUCCACAUUAUUCAGUGUUGAGUUAUUCUUUGAUGGAUAAGUACGUAAGAUAUUUAAAAAAACCAAAUGCAUCUACAUCAAAAUCAUUUAAAUCUUAUGCUGAAUUAAUAAACCAUGAACAAGAUCUAUUUAUACAAUGGCUCUCAGCUAAAUGGGAAGAAAGUUUGAAGUAUCGUCGUUUAGAAAUCAAUCCGAAUGUUGAUAAAUAUGUGAACCAUGCAUAUAAUUUUAUUAAUAACUAUCUUAAGACCUAUUACAAUGGAACUUACAUAUCCAAAGUGAAAAUUGAUUUCAACAAAGAUGAAGAAAAAUUUGACAAAUUAGAAAUGACAUUAUGUGAACAUUUAAGAAACGCGGACUCAAAGUAUACCUCAGCUGAUAUACCUAAUAUUGAUAUCACAAAUUUUGAUUCAAAAAUAUCUUUCAAGAAUGGUAAUUAUUCUACACCUAACAAAGUUCCUUUUAUUAAAGAUGAAGUCUGUUGUGAUCUAUCAGAAAAACAUUCUACUGAAAUUAACAUUUGUUUAAGUAGCCUUAAAAGUAUAAUGAAUCUAGAAAAACCUAAUAGUUUAUGGCUAUUACCUUUAAAUAUUACGAAAAAUGAUAAUCAAAAAAAGUUGUUUAUUGGAGGUGCUUUGUCAACUGGCCAUUUUUCUCAUCAUGAUAAACUUAGCUUUUAUUUAAGAAAAGAAAUAAAAAAGAUAUUUAGAAAAAGCAAAUCUAAUAUAUCAAAUACUGAAAAUGUUAUUGAUAAAUGUGACUACAACUAUGACAAAUGGUUAUUAGCAGCAAGUAAUGGCAGUUUAAAUCAUACAUACAAUGUGCUCAUUCGAAACAAACCUCACAUCCAAGUAGUAAAUAAUGUAACCAAUGAACGUAAUGAAAAAAUAUUAAUUCCUAAAGUAGAAUAUCAACCAGAAUUUGGUUUUGAAAAAAUUAGUAAUGAAGAUCUAGCUGAAUAUUGGACAGAUACAUAUUUUAGAACGCCAAAAAGCAAAGCAACUCUUGUUUCCGUACAGUAUAACAUGGAUUUGAUGAUGUUGAAAGAAAAAACAGCUGAUACUAUUUCAAUUAAAUUAGAUGAGAUUAAACAUACCUUAUUACAAAGACUUGUGUGGACUUUUGAAAAACUUAAACAAUUAGAUGUAGGAGAGUAUGUUUUGUUACAUAAUCCUAAAAAACCAUUUUUCAUUGAAAUAUAUCAAUUAUCACCUUAUGGUGGUUUCAAUUUACUUAACAUGUAUUUGGUAUUACAACAGGCUGAAGUAUCUAACUCCUUAACUUGGAUUCAAAUAGAUAAAGAAGUUAUUUGCCCUAUUCAUGAAUAUUUUAAAGUUGCACCUUGCAUGUUUCGACCUACUCCAAUACCAUUUAAAGUGGAUGAAAUAAAUAAACAAGUCAGCAAGUUUAAAAUGGCUAUAGAAAACAAAGAGAAAAUUGAAAAAGAACGGUUAGCUUUAAAAAAAAGAAGAAAAAUGGAGAAAAAUAAAGCAAAAAAAAAAUUGCAAAGAGAAAAUGAUGUUUUUUAUCAAAUAAAACAACAAACAUUAAAAACUGAUUGAUAGAAAAUAUAUUUUGUGAUAGUUAGAAACUUUUUGUUUUCUAUUAAUAAAAUAAUAAUUAUUCUUUU